AGGAGGGACGGUGUUGACUCCGGAUGGAAAACACAGAUCAGGAGGGACGGUGUUGACUCCGGAUGGAAAACACAGAUCAGGAGGGACGGUGUUGACUCCGGAUGGAAAACACAGAUCAGGAGGGACGGUGCUGAUUUUGAACGAAGAACACAGAUCAGGAGGGACGGUGCCGACUCUCUGGAAGGAGAACACAGAUCAGGAGGGACGGUGUUGACUCUGGAUGGAAGAACACAGAUCAGGAGGGACGAACACAGAUCAGAUGGGACCAUACUGAUCCUCAGGAGGGACAAUGCAGAUUAGAACAUGAAGGACAGUGCUGACUCUCCGGGAAGAAGAAUGUAGAUCAGUGGAAAAGGAGGGACAGUGCUGACUCUUUGUAGAAAGAACACAACUGAGAAGAGGGACAACAAUGACUAUGAUUACAGAUGAAGAAGCCAUGGGAGGCAGAUCAGAUGACAGAGGAGGACACAACACAG
Molecule: messenger RNA, 476 nt
Organism: Staurois parvus
Lineage: Eukaryota; Metazoa; Chordata; Amphibia; Anura; Ranidae
Source: the annotation of a GenBank genome assembly